Molecule: messenger RNA, 1299 nt
Organism: Ictalurus punctatus (channel catfish)
Lineage: Eukaryota; Metazoa; Chordata; Actinopteri; Siluriformes; Ictaluridae
Gene: eef1akmt3
Product: EEF1A lysine methyltransferase 3
Exons: 3
Coding region: 115-642 (175 amino acids)
Biological process (GO): peptidyl-lysine methylation
Cellular component (GO): cytosol; cytoplasm
Molecular function (GO): protein-lysine N-methyltransferase activity
Source: RefSeq, a predicted model, not a curated record
UAUUUGGCUGACCUCGAUGCCAAACUUAACCUCCUUUCUCCAGCUGUUGCCUGCACCGCGUCACUCCACACACCAGUUCCGACAACCAGCCGACACCAGACAAGUUCUCUGCUGAUGCAUCUCAGUGGGAUUGAGAUGUGUCAGUUUUUGGAGCGGGAGUGUGUGGAAGUGUGUGGGAAGCGUGUGAUGGAGUUGGGAGCAGGCGGCGGCUUGGUCAGCAUACUGGCUGCUCGAUUAGGUGCACAUGUGACGGUGACGGAUCUCCCUGAGGUUCUCCCCCACACUGUGAGGAACAUUGACUCUAACACACCGCUGACCGGUUGGCCUGCCGGACUCCCCACCGUGCUGCCGCUGUUCUGGGGUCGUGAUCUCGACCAGUUCUCAUCUCAGUGGGAUCUGGUGCUUGGCUCCGACAUCGUCUACAUCCCCGAGACUUUCCCUCUGCUUCUCCACACUCUGGUCCAUCUGAGUAAAUGUGGCGCUGUGGUUUAUCUCUCAUCUAAAAUGCGCAGAGAACACCACACAUACGAGUUCUACAACACGUUGCUGCCUCAGAGGUUCCGUGUGGAGCUCGUGCACAGAGACGCUCAUAAAAAUAUUAACAUUUACAGAGCCACUCUGAGCAGAACACAGGAACCCUGAGGAAGGCCUGACAUCACAGCUCUGUGUGUGUGUGUGUGUGUGUGUGUGUGUGUGUGUGUGUGUGUGUGUGUGUGUGUGUGUGUGUGUAAGCAGGGCUUAGCAUAUGAAAUGGCAUUCAGAACUUUGUCUAACCUUCAGGAAGUGGUGUAUUGAGGUACUGAGAGCCAAUCAAAUUGCAGGCUUUAAGAUUCUGAAGCUUGUGGCCAGAAAAGUGUGACACUGUUUCCUGGUGUUUCUGCUGAUGUUCUGAUUUCUGUUCACAGACUCAAUCCUGUUUGUUCCGCUGCAGAGUUUCAGAUAAAGAGCUCGCUCUGAAUCACAGAUCUUUAUCAUCAGCACUGAAACUCGGUGUGUGACUCGGUACUGAGUUUAUUUUCACACACUGACGAUGUUUAUCUGAAGAAUAAAGUCCUCAGGUGUUUCUACAGAAAUUUAUCCAGAUUCUGAUUCAGUUUCUGAACUUUCUGGUUUUGUGUGAAAUUAAAGACUCUAAUGAACAAGGGCAUUUCGCUUCUUUUUUCUGCAUUAUUUCUGGUAAAAAAUUAAACUGUCUUGAAGGAGAACUUCAUGAUUCCUGGAUGAGUUUUUGUUCCUGUGCAGGAACUGUGAAAGUUACUGAGAAUAACAACAUGAUGGAGGACUGAAACUCUUCUUCUG